This is a messenger RNA of Ornithodoros turicata, 7172 nucleotides long. RefSeq lists its product as uncharacterized. The record is from RefSeq and is a predicted model, not a curated record. The coding region runs from base 4953 to 6458 and encodes 501 amino acids. Lineage: Eukaryota; Metazoa; Arthropoda; Arachnida; Ixodida; Argasidae. The transcript has 11 exons.
CGCAUCUGUUGCGCCCACACUCUCAGAAAAAAGGGUGUCAAAAAGGAGUCAAAUGUUGCUCGGACACCCUAUGAAGUCAAUGGGGAGUAAGGGUAACACCAUGCGAAUAGUCAGCUGCCAAAGAGAGUGUUGUGGGUACACCCCAUUGAAGGGGUGUUAGCCUCACACCCCAAUGAUUUUUUUUUCCAUGUCCAUGUGCUGUGGUUGCAUAAUUCUCCAUAGCUCGCUGACUGAUGUGUUGACUCCAUGGGAGAAGUAGGGGAGCCUCCUAGAUGACUGUGUGUCAUACAAUAUUUAUUCCAAUCAGCGACCACGUUAUUUAUUUACAACUGUAGAUAUCAGAGAAAUGGUAUGUGUCAGCAUUACCAGCACCGCUACAAUAUACACUACAAUAAAUAAGUAGGCACAAGCCAGAUCAAGUCAUACCUUCACAAAAGAAGAAUGCACACAUACAGGCUCACAGAUAUACUAAUACUACUAACGCUUAUGCUAUUAGCAACUUCAACAACCAACUGUUGCAUACUAUCCUCCUCAGAAUCAAACCAAACAUACAGAAAGACAAGUGAGUCAGAAAAACAGGAGGCUUCUAUUUUACAAGAUAAAACAGGCCAAGGACGGUCACAGUUAAUCCGUACAUGUUCACAAAGGGAAGCAAGUACACAUUUUGUACACCAACUUCUACGCUGGUUAUGCAAACGACGUUCCAACAAAGUGUAUGAUAAGCAGAAGCUGGUCCUUCAUGUCAAUGAAUGUUUUCGCUUUGGAUGCUUUCACUUUGGAUGCUUUCACUUGUGUGUGAGAUAAAACAGCAUCUUAACAUUGUCUAGAUAAUAUGGAGUGGCUGAAAGUUCUGCACAGCCCUAAACAUGUCAAUAAACAUGUCAUAUUUGACAUGUAUCACAAAAUUUUAGAAACAGAACUGUCUGCAAAGACUUGUCGUGUGUCGUGAAAGCAAAUGUGUUUUAGACGCAUUCCAAACAUCUUCAAAACCUAGAAAGAUGGAAGUCACUGACAAGGUUAGCCAGCUCUUGGGCUCGAACCCACAUCCUCUGGAUUACAGCUAUCCUAUACAGUCCUACAGCUGGCUAACUUUUCAGUGACUUCUAUCUUUCAUCAUUAAUUUCCUAGGCAAUUUGAGGCUUUGUAUGUAUUUGUCCUUCUAUGUUGUUCCAGCCUCAGAACAUCAGUUCUCUCAUAUCUUCAAAACCUGUUUCGUGACAUAUGAUAAAAGCCUGAAGUUUUCGGGAAAUAUUUUCUUCUAAAUUCGGGGGGUAAAAAUCGGGUAAAUAAACAUCUGCACUAAAUUCAUGCGAAUUCGGGUGAAAAAACUCACGGUAUGCUAAAUUCGGGGAGAAAUCGGGCUCAGUUGCUCAAACUAACUGUAAUGGUUUGGUACAAACGGUGAUGUAACCGCAUUUGCUGCCAAACAGGUAAGUUAGUGCAUUCCUACAGACAUCCCAGUGAGGGGAAUUUGCCGGGUAAAAAUCGGGUUUCACCCUAAAGGGUGAACCUUCAAUUCGGGGUGCAAAUUCGGGAAAGAAUCGGGUAAAACCCUAAAACUUCAGGCUUAUGAUGCCAAUUUCAAACGAUUCCAACAGUUUCACCUGCACUCUCAAUGGAUCAUCUGCCAUCACACGAUCAUCUAUUCAGCAAAAGUGUCACCAAAGUUGGUGGGACAUUCAGGAAGCUUAUGGAGUGGGAUGAUGUCACAUUUCUGGCACAAAAUGAGGCCCCAAAACCAAAGCCACAGUUGAAAGGAACGAUAGUCUAACACUGUUCUGCUGUGAGGAGAAAGCUGUAGUGAAAUGGAGUGCGAGCGUGAUGGGUACAAGAACAAUUUUAGCACAUUUCACAGCAGUUCUGGUUUCUUUUUUCUAUCCGAAACCCUUGAAGUGCAAGUCUUGAGGGGUUUACUGCCUUAAUUUACGCAUAUCCCAGCAGCAAAGACGGCAGUGGUUGAAAAGCCGAAAAAAAAGGAGCGGGGCACGGUCCCGCUUCAGAUGACGCGUUUGAGGCCUUGUUUGUGUUUGUCCCGUUACAUGUCGUUCAGCCUCCGAACAAUGUUCUUUCUUGUUCAGUAUACCAAUAUACGAAAGAAAACUAUUGAAACAUUAUCUCCCACUUUGGUACCACCAAACCGCCAUGAUAUAGGUCCAGUUUUUGAAUUGACACUUCUUCACCAGGUAGGCUCAGCAUCAUUUCACCAGUGGGACGUAGUUUGUAUGCAAAAGUGUGUUUGCAAAAGGCUUCCAAAAACAUCUGUUCCAGUUGAAGAUACAACCUUCCUGCGGACACUAACAACUCUUGCACUUGGGCGAACUUAGGGUUGUCUCCUCCUGCCAUAACUAGAAUGUCCCCAACUUUGUAUGAAAGUCCGUCGAACUUUGCGGAGUCUGCAAGGUUCACGUUGCUACAGAAAAGGUGAUGCGUGCAUGGGUGUGCGGACGACAAAUCGGCAGGCCUCAGGUUUGUUGUCGUGCAGCUUCUGUCCAUGAAGUUGGUGCUUAAUUGAUAGCUUUGCAACAGCUGGUGUUUCCUGGCAAGUGUGUAGGGAAUGUUCCGGAAAUUAUGUACCCUCGUGGCGUGGUUCUUCAGAAACUGGUGCUUUGCUUCAAAACGGAGGCACCAGUAUUGCCUGAGCGGUCCAAGCUCUCUAAUGAUACGGGGGUAAUGGAUCAUGUAGUGAAGCUUUGGAGGGAUGCGCACAGUCGGGUACAUCUCCAUGAACAUUGAAAGAAAUUCUGCAAUGUUACUUUCAAGAUAUUGUGUCCCCUCAGGCGGUAUCUUUUCAGCAAGGAUGAUGUCGGCCAGUUCCCUAAAAGUAAGGAACAACUCCCACUUCUCAUUUCCUUCAGGAACUAGCGGGCCAAAAAUGAGUGGUAUGAAGCGGAAGAGACACCACUUUUGUGAAGCAGUUCCCCGGAUGCUUUUACCAUCUGCUAGAAAUGCUGCACUCAUCUUUUCAGGCUUAUUCUUGAUGUCGUUGGCACCAUAAGGAAACAUAUCGACACGAGUGAUGUCAUCGACAGUUAAAACACCAUCUUGAACAAGACCUCGCAGUGUGUUAUGUAUAACAAACACAAAUGUGCCUUCAAACAUAUCAUGCAUAACGUCAGGGGGCAGUUGACGUGUCACGUCAAAUGAAUCAAGUUUCAGUAAUGGAGACAUUUCACGAACACCAUACACAGAGCAGAGGUCAGGAUUUAUAUGUACAGCCUCGAGCUGUGCACUGUGGUUUUGAGCAUCGCGCACUAUACACUGAGAUUCACUUGUCAGCCGACGUAAUUCACUUGACUUUGCCAAACAAAAUCGACAAACCCUCCCGCUGCUGAAGCUGCACGUAAAGCCUCCUAAUGAGUGCAUGGAGAGGUUGUCACCGCAAAACGCAACCACCUCCACGAAGAUCUUCCUGGUCCCAGCAGCUGAAGUGAUAUCGAUGCCCUCUGUUGCAAGCAUGUUCAAAUCUUUGAUCAGUGGCUGAAGAACAACGUUGAGACGACCCUUCGUGUCUGGAUACUUUGCUAUAACAGCCAGGUGGAUAUGCCUUAUCUGAGAUCGAAAUCGUGGGUGGAGGUCCAAGAAACCAAAAUAAAUCACAAGAAGCUUGUGGAUGCCCCGCUUUGGUCCGAUAGGAUUGGCAACUUCGAGCUCAUCCGAAUACAGGGUGAUGUAAACGGUGCUUGAAGGUUCCUGUGUUCUUUUUGUUGUUUUGUGCGAUGUGCCAUCACGGAAACUAGAAAUAGUGUCAGGGUCACACUGAGACUUCGUUUCCAAAAGGGACUCGGCGAUCGGUGCAGUUUCCAGGACAUUCUUCAGAACUGUCGGUAUCGGCACGUACUGGAAGGACUCGUUCUGAUCAUUUGCAUACUGACAUUGCUGAGGCUUAAUGUAACGAAGGUAUCGUUUAGCAAACAUGUCGCGCUGGUAUGCAGACUGAACUGGGACAAAAAUCUGUUUCAGAAAGUCGCAUCGCAGCAGUUCUCGCAAGCUCUCCUUUGUGCUGAGAAUUUGCUCACCGAUUUCUUGGCGUAUUACUUCGAAAAGUUGCUCCACCACUGAACUCAUCACAGUUUCCAAAUCACAAAACGCCGCCUCACACGCCGACUCUGGCACUUUGUGCUCUUGCGUGAGCCGGAAAAAGAGGCCACAAACCGCUUUCGUUGCAUCGUGGACAAAAUCGAAGAACCCGUUUGCCGAUGCUGCUUGUGUCGACUGUUCGUCACCAGUGGCGUUGUCAGUAUCAAUAUCCAUUGCGUCGUUUACACCAUCAUCACCCCCGGAAACACCACUAAACCGUGGUUCGUUGGCGGGAGAUGCAUCUUCUGAUGGUUUGAUAUGUGUGCUGUAGAGGUGCUUCCUGUAUGAAUGAAUGUGUGAAUACGUUUUGUUACAGCCGUCGAUAUCGCACAGGAUAUUAAAGUUGGAUUCACCACUGUGAAUGUUUGCUAAGUGGGUAGCCACACGUUGCCGCGAACUUGCGAAAAAAGGGCACUUUGGACACCGGAACACAUUGCCAGGCGCAGCCAUUUCUGUUUACGGCUCAAGGGGCUGAGGUGAGCAGACGAGUGAAUGAUCGAAGCAACUUUACAAAGGCUCAUUGCAGAACAGCUUUUUACCGUUUUGUAAUGUGUUUCUAUCUGUUUUUUAUUUGUUGUUGAAUGAUACGGAAGCUUCUGCACCGUGCUGUAUAUCGUGCAUUUUUUUCGAAUCCAAUGACAGUCGUAAGCAAUUCCGGCCAAGUCAAGCCAAGCCAAUUCUCUCUGCGUUUGGCGCGCAAGAUAGUUACACAUAGGUGAGGUGCAGUGGUUGCGUCUGACGCCUGAAGCGGUUAUUCCUUUGCACUUGGUGCUGUUUGUUUGCCUCGAGUGGUGUGAUUGUGAACGCGGUCAUGAUGUAGAACGUCGCAGAAGAAACGAAGCCUGGCUCGCCGUUAUUUCAGUGCAAAUCAGGGCAUGUCUGACAGUAGCGAUCUUGUGUGUGUCGUGGAGCACGGAGCUUCGCGGAAAAAGAUCGUUGUGGGAGGAAAACGAAUGCUGGAUGACAUAAAGAAUGCGCUGUUGGGAUCCCCAUUCAAAGAACUUAUGAAUCGUGACCUUAUUGUACAGGUUUUUGAUGCUACAGUCAACGAUUUCAUUGACUUCGAGGAGUCUGACGUGCUAGAAGCGACGAGGCUGAGACAUGUUCUAGGCUCAUCACUAUCGACCUGCACUAGUAAAAGCACUUCGCCUUCAAUUGAAAAUGACCAAGGUCUCGCGGCAGAACAAGAUCCAGGCACGUCCUGCAGCACAGUUGGGAUGUCAGCGCUGUCCUCAGCUCUCAACAUUUCUGCCAACGAGUAUCGCUUUCCUGUCGUACCGCACCAUAUCCGGGCAGAAAUCGCAACCAUCAAAGACGGCUCAUUGUCGUUUACCCAGAAGUCAGACAUCGUCAACUGGCUUUAUUACGAUCUUACGAAAUAUACUUUGUACCCAGGGAAGCUGUAUUCCGUGUGUGCUCAGCAGCUUGUCUCUCGUUACCCGAAACUCAGGGACACCACAACAACUGGAUAUGGGACAUGGGUGAUGUCACUACGGUUCAAAGCAAAGAAUGUAAGAAGACGUCUUCCAUCUGGAACUGCUUUAAUUGAUGAAGCUCGUGAAAAGGCAAAGAAAAAGGCUUCAGUGCCCUCACCAACACCAGCACCGUCUUCAGCACCAUGUCAUGGAGCAACUAACCAGGUAACUGAAACUGGCGAUGGUGAAGACGAAGAGACAAUUGCUGCUCAUCUUGCAAUAUUGACCAAGGAGAUGAAAAAGCCUUUCCCAGACAUGGAGAAAGUGGAUCUGUCUAUGGACAGAACAUUUCAUGCAAGGAAAUCCUGGAUGUACCGUGAAAAGCCCUUUGUGGCAGAGAUCCUUCAAAAGUACCCAGCUCUUCGAAAUGAUGACCAGAUAUCACAUGAGUUUAGAAGACACACUGGAAUUGAUUGCGACAGUGGCAUCUUGGGAUUUGUGAACAAGUAUGGAGAGAAAGUGCUAAAUUUGGCUUCACGAAAGGGUCCUGGGAAGCAUCCAGUCACAGAGUUCUGGAAAGUGCUCGAUGCCGAGAAAGAGGAGACAAAAAAGUACGUCCUAGCUGUCGGUGUACUUCACUUCCUGCCACUGCUUGUUCGGGAAAAGGCUGGAGUACUUUUCAAGAAACUGGAGAACGAGGAAGACAUCAUCCACCCAAUGGUGGUGUACAGCGGAGAAGAUGUCUUCACCAGUGAGUGUGUAUACGUCCAUGUGGAGUGCCUAAAGAUUGAUGCUCUGGACAUGACAAGCGCGGUGUGUAUCCUCAUGGCUGCAUACUGGGCCUUCAACAUAAAAUAUGCGCCUGAUGCAGUACGGACACUAUCACUCCUAGAGACGUUCAUCGGUGUGAAUAAUCCGCGUAUGGGUGUGCUAUGCUCCCAGGCCAUUGCUGCCCUGAGGUCUUAAGUGAACUUAUGUGCAAACACACAUGGGGGAGAGGAUAGGUGCUGCGUAAAAGGGAUUGUUGUGGUGUCAUAUUGAGCACUUGGCAAAAUCUAGGCACUGUGCAGUUUAUUUGCAUGUAUUUGUUAAUUCUUAGAGGGGUGAUUUCACACUGUAUCAGGCAGGUUGGUCCGGUCGACCUCUCCAAUUUUGCCUUGUCCAAAGCCUUGUCCCUAGGAGGCAUAUUGGCACUGACAUUACUUAAAAAUAACUGGUGUUUUUUUUUAAAUUAAUUCUCAUUCGAAUGUGAGCAUGUUUUCAAUUCCGUGUUAGUGCCACGAAGCAACUGUGGCUAUGAGCAAUGUACAGACGUGGACAGAUGCAGAGGGGACAGCAGGAAGGAGUGGGGGACAGGGGUGGGGGCAUUUCAAUCACUGCGCUUGCUACGAAAUUUGACGCCACGUAUCUUCAUAACUAUUCACCAUAUUCAGCUGAAUUUUUUUCCACAUAUUGUCAGGUGUGGGUAGCAUUGCAUCCUAAGUUCUGAAGAUUCUAGGGUUUGCCUUUAAGAAAAUAAAAAAUCACAAAGUUGCCUCAUUUGUAAAAUAUGGUAGGUUUUAGAAACCUCACUAGUCGCCUCCCAGUUGCGGUACUUGAAAGUAAUCUACAUAAUUGUGUUCAUCUCGAAAUGCCCUUUCUUCUCAUAGCACGUGCAUCGUAUUGUGAUUUGGGGCAACG